CACAGCACAGCAGAGCAGAGAGCAGAAGGACCGGUCCUUCGCGGCUGGAGGCGACGGACGGAGGGACAGGCGGCAUUUGAGGAGCCCCAACGGAGCGCCCAGGCUGUCACCCUCCCUCUCCUCCGGCCCUGACCCCCGGCAUCAACGCUGCCAUGGUUGGGUGCCCACGGGCGUCCGGCCGCCGCUGAUCUCCAGGCUCCCCCCGCGUCUAGAGCCCGGGCCGCGGGCCGAGCGGCGAAGGAUGAGGACCGUGGAGGAGUCGUCGGGCAACGUCCUCCACCGCCUCAUCCAGGAGCAGCUGAGGUACGGCAACCUGACGGAGAACCGCACGCUGCUGGCCAUCCAGCAGCAGGCCCUGCGCGGCGGCGGGGGCGGCGGCGGCGGUCCCCGCUCCUCCCUGGAGAGCCUCACCCAGGAAGAGAGCCAGAUGGUGGCCCAGUCGGCGAGGCAGGAGCCCCAGGGCCAGGAGCACCACGGCGACCACGUCUACCGAGAGAAUGCCCUUUACCGGCUCUACCCGCCGUCGAACAAGGGCGAGGAGCUGCCCACCUACGAAGAGGCCAAGGCCCACUCGCAGUACUAUGCCUCCCAGCGGGGGCCCCCGCCCGGGCCGGCCUGCCCCGGCCCCCUCUCCGAGCGGGGACAGCGGAGGGCCUGUGGGCCCGACAGCGGCCGACGCCAGGACGAGUCCCUGAAGGAACUGAAGCACGGGCACGUCAGGUCUCUGAGUGAGCGCCUCAUGCAGAUGACUUUGGAGAGGAACGGGGCCAAGGCGCCCAACCACAUGACUUCUUCCCACAGCUUCCCGCAGCUAUCUCGCCACCACCAAGCUGCGACCCCCAGGGGCCCCCAACCCGAAGGCCCGGAGCCGCGCGGACCCCCCCCAGAUUACCCCUACGGCACGCCGCCCCACGAGUCCUCCUCCCUCGGCUACCUGGGCGACCCCAGGCUCUGCUCCCGGGGAGGUCCGGAAUUCCAGUAUCCCGAAAUCAGGAUCCUUCAGUCCCAGAUGCCCCAGGUCUUUUUACAGCAUCCGCCGCCGCAGCCCCAUCAGGCAGCCGUGUCCAACAGUUCCUUGGGCUCUCUGACUCCAGCCGGGGUCGAGGCUCUGAUGACGGCACAGGCGGCGGCGGCUAAUAGCCGCCUGGCCCACCUGGUGCGGGAGAACGAGAGCCUGCAGAGAGAGAAUGAGAAGCUGCUCAGGGAGCUGGAGAACUUCAACGAGAAGGCAAGCCGGAUCCAGAAGCUGGAAACGGAAAUCCAGCGCAUCUCAGAGGCUUAUGAGAACCUGAUGAAGGCGUCCACCAAGCGGGAGACUCUGGAGAAGACGAUGAGGAACAAGAUGGAUGGGGAGAUGAGGCGGCUGCAGGAUUUCAAUCGGGACCUGAGAGAACGACUGGAAUCAGCCAACAGACGCCUGGCCAGCAAAGCGCCAGAGGCUCCGGAGGGCGGUCAGAGCCUAAUAGCCAAGCUUCUUGCUCAGAACUACGAGCAUCAGCAGGAGCAGGAGAAGCUGGAGCGGGAGAUCUCCUUGCUGCGGGGGUCCAACGAAGACCAGCGGCGGCGGGCAGAGCUGCUGGAACAGGCGCUGGGCAACUCCCAGAGCCGGGCGGCCAGGGCCGAAGACGAGCUGCGCAAGAAGAGGGCCUACGUGGAGAAGGUGGAGCGCCUUCAGCAGGCCCUGGCCCAGCUCCAGGCCGCCUGCGAGAAGCGGGAGCAGCUGGAACUACGGCUUCGCACCCGCCUGGAGCAGGAGCUGAAGACCCUGAGGGCUCAACAGAGGCAGAUGGGGGCACCUAGCAGCGGGUCCCCUGAGCUCAGCACCCCGAGGCUGCGUGAGCAGCUGAGGGAAAAGGAGGAGAAGAUCUUGGCCCUGGAGGCUGACAUGACCAAGUGGGAGCAGAAGUACCUGGAGGAGUGCACCAUGAAGCAGUUCGUCAUGGACGCGGCCGCCACGGCCGCUGCUCAGCGGGACACGACCCUGAUCACCCGCUCUCCGCACCAUUCCCCCAACAGUAGCUUGCACGAAGAGCUGCUCCUGGCCAACCACAAACACCAAGAGAUGGAGAACAGGUUAAAAGCUCUUCACGCUCAGAUCCUGGAAAAAGACGCUGUGAUCAAAGUGCUGCAGCAGCGCUCCCGAAGGGACCCAGGCAAGGUGGCUCAAGGCUCCCUGCGCCCAGCCAAGUCCGUGCCUUCCAUCUUUGCGGCCUCGGUGGCCCCAGGUUGGCAAAGCUCCCCUUCCGGGGAGCGGUCGGCGGAUGGAGCAUCGCCCCCGGCGAUGGCAGCGAGGGUCCCGACAGAGGAGAUGCCUGGAGGCCCCCUCCCCUCCCACACCAAACACGGGAGCAAAGAUGGCAGCACUCAGACAGAUGGCCUUGGCGAAGGCCCCGGCGGCCCGCAGGAGGCUGAGCCCCAGACGCUCCCGAAUGGCAGCGGCCCGGGAAUCGCCUCGCUUGAAUCUUCAGCCGCCCCUAGGAUCCGGGAUCUUUCUGACAUGGUGGAGAUUCUGAUCUGAGAGGGGCUCGGGCUAGACGACUCCCGCUCUCUUCCCUGAAAUCCUGUCCCCUUCCCCCGAGGCAUCGUCCACUGGAGCCCCCAAAGGAUGGUUGAGGCCUGGGCCACUUCUUGGGGAAUACUGGGCCCAGAAGCGUGGUGAAGCGGCAGUCUUCGGCCAUCCCGGCCAGGCACUGGAGCAGAGCUACUGCCACCCCCGACCUCCGACGAUGCCUCCGUCGCAGCCGAGACGGACCUCCAAGUCGCCGGUGAGGGCUGAGGACCUUUAGUCCCGCCCGCCAGGAGGGCGCGGCGUCCCUCUGGUGUGAACGGAGAUGCCGAGAGCCCAGCCAAGAGGCCGAGUCCCCACGGGAUUCUCAGCCUGCGACUUGGGGGGCCGGGGAGAGUGUUAGGAGAGGGGGGUCAGGUGCGGGGCCGGAGGACGGAGAUGUGACUGGAAGAAGCGGCUGGUCAUUUCCCAUGGAGAUCACCCCUUUGUUCCCAAGGCCUCAAGUUCCCAUUGCCGAAGUCAACCAUGGAUCCGCUGACUGUGCCAGAGUUUAAUUCCCCUUUCCUCCUCAUUCCUCUCCCACACACUCUCCUGCCCUGUGGCUGAAACCCUGGGAAUGUGUCCCUUAACCCACUCCCACACCCCAGUCGGGUUGCGUGUGUACCUGUAGGUUAGGUUCAGACCGCGGCCUGUUAUUUUAUUUGUACAUAAUUCUAUGUUUUAUGAGACAGAGACAAAAUGGACAUUGGCCAUUUCAAUUCCUUUCCAGUCUGCAUCGUCUCUCCUGACUCCGACUCCAUUGCCGGUGUAAUUUUCCGGGACUCUCCCUUCAAUGCCCUGACUCCCUAGUGUUCUCUGUUAACUCUGUUCCGAGUGUUUGCCUUCUGUUCUCUUCCUCCAUUUUGUAUCCUGUUUGUCUUAAACUUGAAAUAUCCGCCUGGAGAGCCCUCCGGAUUCCAUCGCCUUUUGGACGGUCUCCCACGAUUUCUCUCCCUGGAAUUUCCCUUCUGUCCGUUUGGUGGCAAACCAUGAGCCAAAUGGGGUGUGGCUUAUCCCCUCCUCCUCCAGCUUCUCCAGUGAGACACGAGAAGCACUUUGUUCGUAUGGACGUGUUUUUUUCCCGGCGUGGUGGCGUCAGGGAAGAGAGACUCCGCUGACAACAUAAAGGAGAAUGGAGUAGAGGUUUGGGUUCAGGUGAGUGAGGCUAAAAGAACCCGCCUCUAAAUAGAAGCAGUAUUUUUGCAAGCAAUAUAUCGAUUUUGUUAGCUGGCUGCAGGUUUUGCCCCUCACCUGGGAGGAAGAGCAAAAGACAAGGAUGUAUUUUAGUUGGAAUUCUCCUGGCUACUGGCAGCUGGCUUCUGGCAGUAGUGGAUUUUGACUUUAAUAAAAGUCACCCUGUUCAUUCUACAGAACAGAUGGCGUGCCGUAGUGCUUUGUUUUCAGUUGUCUCCUUUUUGUUCUUUGCCUCAUUUUUAGAUGAUAUAUAUAUAUUUUUUUCUGAUUCCUUUAAUUUACUUCCUUAGACAUCAGUGCAUUUGCCGGACAAAAUGCACUUUCUAGUUCUCCCCUUCCACCCCUCCCACAGACCAUUAAAAAUGCAUUUAGUUCCUGUGCAUUGUUUACAAAGCAGAAAAAAAAAAAACAAAAAGCAAAAAAUAUCGUGAAAGAGGAAAAAACAACUUAAUAUAUUUUGGAUUAAUAUUGGUAUUUCUUUUUAAAGUAUUUUUUUUCGUGCUGUGAAACUUUCUGCCAAAGACAAUGAGUUUUUUUCGUUUGUAUGUUUAAAUUAUCAUACAUAUUUAAAUGUAAACUGGGCUAUUUUGUUAUGCCACCCUGUACCAGGAUUGCUGUAGCAUUCCACUCGGUAUAACAGUAUUUUAAUAAAAAAAAAAUG
Molecule: messenger RNA, 4400 nt
Organism: Tachyglossus aculeatus (Australian echidna)
Lineage: Eukaryota; Metazoa; Chordata; Mammalia; Monotremata; Tachyglossidae
Gene: AMOTL2
Product: angiomotin like 2
Exons: 10
Coding region: 242-2518 (758 amino acids)
Biological process (GO): establishment of cell polarity involved in ameboidal cell migration; hippo signaling; angiogenesis
Cellular component (GO): bicellular tight junction; cytoplasmic vesicle; plasma membrane
Source: RefSeq, a predicted model, not a curated record